AUGGACCUGGGCCAUCUGCGCCAUCUGCGCGCGCGCGUGCCGGCCGCGCUGCGUACGCGGGUGCGCCUGUUCCUGCAUCCGCUGGACCCGGAGGUCGGCUUGGGCCGGAGCGGCGCGCGCGAGGUGCCGGACCCCUACUACAGCGACCAGGCCGCCUACGAGCUGGUGCUCGACCUGGUCGAGGCGGUCGAGGCGGCGCUGGGCCUGCGCCCGCUCAAGACACGGCCGCUGGGCGGCGGCUGCAUCGCCGAGGUGGCGGCGGUCGACCUGCCCGACGGCCGCCGCCUGGUCGUCAAGCGCGGGCCGCCGCGAACGGCGCGGCCCGCCGGCGGGGACCCGUCCGACGGUGGGGCCGGGGGGCUGGCGCUGGAGGGCUGGAUGCUCGGGGUGUUGGGCCGCCACGGCCUGCGGGUGCCCGAGGUGCUGUACGCCGAUGCCGAGCUGCUGGUGAUGACCCGCCUGGACGCGGGCGGCCGCCUCGACACGCCAAACCAGGGGCAGGCUGGCGAAGCCCGGACUGCCGAAGCCCGGACUGGCGAAGUCCGGACUGGCGAAGUCCGGACCGCCGAAAUCCGGGCCGCCGAGGCCAUCGCCGCCCUGCACGCCCACACCGCGCCGGCCUUCGGGCUGGAGCGCGACACGGUGAUCGGCGGCCUGCCGCAGCCCAAUGCCUGGCUGCCGCGCUGGCUGCCCUUCUUCGCCGAGCGGCGGCUGCUGCACAUGGCCGGCCUCGCCGCCGGGCGCGGGCGCCUGCCCGGCGCGGAUCUGGCGCGAGUCGAGCGGCUGGCCGGCCGGCUCGAGCGCUAUCUGGGCGAGCCGGCGCGCCCGGCCCUGCUGCACGGCGACCUCUGGGGCGGCAACGUCCUGGUCGGCGCCGACGGCCGGCCGGGCUUCAUCGACCCGGCGAUCUACUACGGUCACCCGGAGGUGGAGCUGGCCUUCACCACCCUCUUCGGCACCUUCGGGCGGCCCUUCUUCCGCCGCUACGCCGAGCUGGCGCCGCUGGAGCCCGAUUUCUUCGAGGUGCGGCGCGACCUCUACAACCUCUACCCCCUGCUGGUGCAUGUCGCGCUGUUCGGCGGCGGCUACCUGGACAGCGUGCGCCGGGUCCUCGACCGCUACGUUCAGGACCCCGAAACGCCGGAGGGCGCGGCCGCCGCGGGGCGCUCCGGCCCCGGCGCGACGCGCUCCGUCCCCCUCGCGGUGAAGCUGCUGCGCUGGGUCGAGCGGCUGGUGCUGCUGGCCGUCGCCGUCUUCACCGUGAUGGCGGCCGGGGUCGAGGUGCUUCGGGUGGUCGAGACCGGCAGCGUGGUGCUGGCCGACCUGCUGCUGAUGUUCCUCUAUGCCGAGGUCAUCGGCAUGGUCGCCGUCUUCUACCUCUCGCGCACCACGCCGCUGUUCUACCCCAUCUUCAUCGCGAUCACCGCGAUCGCCCGGCUGAUCGUGCUGCAGUCGAAGGAGAUGGACCCCCUCAAGAUCAUCUACGAGGCGGCGGCGAUCCUGCUGCUGGCCGGCGCCGUCGCCCUGCUCAAGCGCUUCGCGGCCGACUGA
Messenger RNA from Symbiodinium pilosum, 1551 nucleotides. Lineage: Eukaryota; Dinophyceae; Suessiales; Symbiodiniaceae. The record is from the annotation of a GenBank genome assembly.